Monosiga brevicollis MX1 is the source of this 1005-nucleotide messenger RNA. RefSeq lists its product as uncharacterized. NCBI's taxonomy places the organism in Eukaryota, Choanoflagellata, Craspedida, Salpingoecidae. The record is from RefSeq and is a predicted model, not a curated record. The transcript has 6 exons. The coding region runs from base 1 to 1005 and encodes 334 amino acids. Gene Ontology annotation, cellular component: membrane.
AUGGCCGCUCCACCUAGUUAUGUGACCCUAGGUUGUCUGUUUCUGUUAAUUGUGCGGCGCCGGAGCUUCCACUACCAGCUCGCACGAGAGCAGCAGGAAAGCCCCAAAAAGCCCGACCACGCCUUUGGCGUGCCGCGUCAUUGGGGCCUCUUCUUCUCUGUAGGCCUAGCCAUCGUUGCCGAAGGCAUUUUCAGUGCCUGUUACCACACGUGUCCAGGCGAACAAGUGUUCCAGUUUGACACUGCAAUGAUGUACGUCAUUUGUGCCAUGACGGGUUUGGCGUUGUUUCAGCGUCGCCACAGCGACGUGGUUUGUCGGCCCUAUGCGUUUUUUUUGGCCAUGGCCCUCUACGUCUUUGUGGUUGUCUUGGGCGUCUACAUUCCAUCGCUGUGGUUCUAUGUUGUGAUUAUCCUGCUUGCGGUCCCACUCUCCUACUACCUGGUGAUCCAGAUUUACUACCUCGGCCAUCAGCCGCAUGAUGGGAUCCGGGGUGUUGUGCGGCCCUGUCGCUAUUGCCUUUCUUGUGGCUUUCGCAUGCAUUCCCUGUGGCCCCGCCGUCGUCGCCAGGCCGUUAUCAUCACCAUUGUUCUUUGCCUUACCUGGGCGGUCUUGUUUGCCAGCGUGGCGCUCAACAUUUCUGAUCGACCCACAGUGUUCUUGGUCCUGGCCAUUCUCAACUUGGGAGCUUACGUCAGUUACUACAUCGUCAACAAACUACGACACGGCGAGCGGUUGACCUGGCUCCCAGCAAGUGCCCUGGGUGGCAGUCUUUUGGUUUGGGUGUUUGCGCUCUACUUUUUUAUAUGGCAGCAGUCCAGCUCCUUCUACUAUGACGCUGCGGGCAGUCGAACUUUGAACGAGCCCUGUAUUUUGCUGGACGUGUUUGACAACCACGAUGUUUGGCAUUUGCUGUCGGCCUACGGGCUUUUCUUCCAGGCCGUGGCCCUGCUAACCUUGGACGACGACCUCAUCCUGACGCGCCGUUUUGAGAUUCAUGUUUUCUGA